UCAAAAUCCACCUGCUCCACAGCUCCACGGUUUCCUCUCCACCGUCCUGUACACCAUUCUUUCCUCUUCUUCGUCCUCUCCCUAGUCCUGACCUACCCAAGCUCCAACCCGACCUGUGUGCCAGCCCUAGAGCUGCCGCCGUGCCGUAGCUCAUAGUCACCCCUCCGCCUCACCCCCGCAACCCCUCCGCCUCUCGCGCGCCUCGCCGCCAUCGCCGUUCCCGUUGUACCUCGUCGCGUCCCUGCCGUCUGGACUCCGUCUGCAAUUUUGGCCAUUGGUUUUUGAUUGAGGCUCACAGUCAUAAGUGGCUUCGCAUGAGCUUUGUGGAGUGAUGCCUUUAUUGUUGUAGGCUUUUCCUAACAUGUAGCUUCAAUGCUAUACUUGCACUGGAUUUAUGUUUAGAAGAAAGAGAUGCAGAAGUCUGACCAUCACGAGCAGAAUCUUACUUCACCAAGGGGACUGAUCCAUAAAGUGCUUCGUCGUACAAAUAGCAGGCGAUCUCCAACUGCAGCAGAGCAAGAUCCUUCUCCUGUAUUUGCAGAAACAAGCAAUACUAAAUUCUUAAAGCAAAAGAAUGUAGAAGGUGCAACCAAAGAUCCAGAAAAGGGGAGCACUCACGAUAACCGAACUGAAGAUGAGAAGUCUGAUUUGUUAGGAUACGAAGUUUGUUCUGGGAAGCUUACAUUAGAUAGCAAAGGUAGAAGCGUUUCAGGUGAACAGUCGGGAUCAGGGUCUAGUGGCAAUUGUUUCGAUGCUAGGCUCACCACUGAAGCCUUAGUAUGGGGCUCUAACAUCCUUAAGCUUGAGGACAUUAUAUCUGUAUCAUACAAUUCUGGGCUCCGGCAUUUCACUGUGCAUGCAUGCCCUCUUGAAAAGAGAUCUAAUGGACUUUCCUGCUUUAUGAAGCCUAGAAGAAUCCAGAGGGACUUGCGUUUCCUAUCCACUGCUCCACACGAGGCCUUUCGGUGGGUUAAUGGUUUUGCAGAUCAGCAAUGCUAUGUAAAUCUGUUACCACACCCCAUGGCAUCAAGCAAAAAGCAUUCUUCUGAACUCAUUCCAUUUGAUGCCAUGCUUGAUCCAUAUGUUAAAUGUCGAUCUCCACCAAAGAUACUUGUCAUCCUGAAUCCUCGAUCUGGACAUGGUAGAUCUAGCAAAGUUUUCCACGGGAAAGUGGAGCCCAUAUUUAAGCUUGCAGGUUUCAAGAUGGAAGUGGUUAAAACUACACAUGCUGGUCAUGCAAAAUCUCUUGUAUCAACUAUUGAUUUUAGUACCUGUCCAGAUGGAAUUGUAUGUGUGGGUGGCGAUGGAAUUGUUAACGAGGUACUCAAUGGUCUUCUGUCCAGAGAUGAACAAAUUGAGGCAGGCUCUGUUCCAAUUGGCAUAAUACCUGCAGGAUCUGAUAACUCACUUGUUUGGACAGUAUUGGGUGUUAAAGAUCCAAUAUCUGCAGCAUUGUCCAUUGUCAGGGGAGGUUUUACACCUAUUGAUGUUUUUUCUGUUGAAUGGAUUCAGAGUGGGACUACACAUUUUGGCACAACAGUCUCAUAUUUUGGGUUUGUUAGCGAUGUUCUUGAACUCUCAGAGAAAUACCAGAAGCGUUUUGGUCCUCUCCGUUACAUUGUUGCUGGUUUUCUGAAAUUUCUGUGCUUGCCAAAGUACACUUUUGAAUUGGAGUAUCUUCCAGUAGCAGAUGUUGAUGGUGCUGGGCACAAAAUUGUGGAGGGACAAGAAAAGGUUGAUACGUCAGACCUCUAUGACGAUGUAGUUCAGAGGUCGAGAGCAGAAUGUUUACCGCGCGCAUCAAGUUUGUCUAGCAUUGAUUCAAUCAUGUCUACGAGCAUAAUGUCUGGGGGAGAAGCAGAGGUUCCUAGUCCACGCGCUAAUAAUGAACCGUCUGAACUUGUGCGUGCACUUGAUCCGAAAUCAAAACGCCAGUCAUUAGGGAGGACAAGUACUUUCAAGGAACCAGAAGAAUUGCUCCAUCCUCAGGCAUCAACUCCCAGCUGGCGUAGAUCCAAAUCAAAGUCAAGGACAGAAAAGGCGUGGCCAGGUUUGACUGCUACAAAUGAGACUAAACCUUCUAAGGGCACGACAACACAUGAUAAAGAAGACACAUCAUCCACAGUUUCAGAUCCUGGACCUGCAUGGGAUACAGGACCCAAGUGGGAUAUGGAGCCUAAAUGGGAUAAUCAACCUAAUUGGGAACCUGAAACUCCUAUCGAGCUACAUGGUCCAUCAGAUGACAUUGAGCUUGGUCUGACUAAGGAACUAGUCCCAAGCUUAGAUGAAAGAUGGGUCGUCAGGAAAGGGCGCUAUCUCGGUGUAUUGGUAUGCAACCAUUCAUGCAAGACUGUGCAGAGUUUAAGUUCCCAGAUAGUUGCUCCCAAGGCUGAAUAUGACGACAACUGUCUGGACCUGCUGCUGGUUGGUGGAAGUGGGAGGCUAAGGUUAUUAAGGUUUUUGGUGCUUUUGCAGUUUGGAAAACAUAUUUCUCUUCCGAAUGUGGAAUAUGUAAAGGUAAGAUCCGUAAGGCUUAAGGCAGGCCCGAAUACACAUGAUGGGUGUGGUAUCGACGGGGAACUACUCCAUGUCAAGGGGCAGGUCCGGUGCAGUUUGCUACCUCAGCAAAGUCAUUUGAUAGGCAGGCCAGCCAAAAACCUUGUACAGUAACUGUAAAUACAUCACCCUGCGGCCCUAUAUCUGCCUGGAAAUUCGCACCUGUACAACCGGCAACUUUCUUGAUCUUUUUACCUCUGCAUCCAGAACAGCUUCGCUGACAGACAGGCACGUAUAACUCCAGCGAUGUACAUUUGUGCUUGAUGACCUAAAGUGCCAGAGGGUGACAUUUAUCCAAAAAAUGUAAAGCCUAUCUGGUCUGCAGCCUGCUGCGCUUCUCUUUGUUUCGCCUUUUCUUUGGCUGGUAUGGGAUGUUGUGCUAUGGAGCCAUCCUGAUCCGCGUACUUGGGGGACGGUUCUGUUGAGAAGAGCAUGGCGCCCACCCCUGGAGUGUGCGGUUGUUUGGAGGUCCCUGGUGCCGGCCACUUGAUAAUGCUUGUCACCCCCCAUUAGAGGGACAAAACGCUCCCAAUGCUAUGCCCCUCAUCAGCUUGUGAUGUUUACAGAAAGUGCCAACAGAUUUCUAUCAUGUCAUGUUCCCGGUAUAGUAUAGGAUUUGGAUGAACCCAAAAAAGGAGAGAAGAUAUUUGUGGUGCUGCUGGCUUUUCCACCUAUAGUUCUUUUUGUGUGUGUGUGUGUGUGUGUGGUGUAUUGAGUUGUAUUUUCUCCCGGCUGUCUGCCAUAACGUGUUGGAUCAUAAAUCUUUGUCAGGGUAAACCUGCAGGUACAUAUGUGGUACUAUGUGUUGUUCUCUGUUUGGGAAUAAACAGCAUGUCUUGAUGGUGUGUGA
This is a messenger RNA of Hordeum vulgare subsp. vulgare (domesticated barley), 3406 nucleotides long. RefSeq names its product sphingoid long-chain bases kinase 1-like. Lineage: Eukaryota; Viridiplantae; Streptophyta; Magnoliopsida; Poales; Poaceae. The coding region runs from base 412 to 2670 and encodes 752 amino acids. Gene Ontology annotation, molecular function: kinase activity. The record is from RefSeq and is a predicted model, not a curated record. Gene Ontology annotation, cellular component: intracellular membrane-bounded organelle; cytoplasm; membrane. The transcript has 9 exons. Gene Ontology annotation, biological process: sphingosine biosynthetic process.